UUCCUUAUGAUUGGAAUCAUAACCGUUUUGAUAACGUUUGUUUUCGUUGUGUGGACAAUGAUGUUCAUUCACUUGAACAUAAGCACGGAUGUAUUUACUUCAAUUUAUCUUCUACUCAUAUACACGUAUUCGUUCAUCGUCAACUCUAUUAAUAUAUUCGAAUUCUUCAUAUUUGCGAAAUGCUCACAAAUGAAAUUUAAAUUGGUCAACCAACUCUUGCGCGAAAGCUUAACAGAUUUAUCCAAGAAAGAUAAGAAAUUAGGCAUCUUUGAAAUGAAAGAUUAUGAGAGGAUCAUGGAUGCCGAGCAACAAAAGCAAGUUCUUUCCACAAAGAUGAUAUUCCGAAGGCGUCAGCGGGUGCAGACCGGAAUUAAUUUUUCUAUGAAGCAAAAUUCGGUCGUAUUUCCAACUGAAUCUCAAAGUCCAUCUCAUGUCACAAAUCAUUUUCAAAGCGUACUCCAAAAUCAAUCUCGAAGACACAAUUCCACAAUAACAAAAUAUCAAAAACCUAAACAUCUUUUACAAGUAAUCAAGUGAGUACAGGCCAUAGGCCUAGUUUACACCGUGCGACCUGAUUGCGACCUGACCUAUGCCUUGACCUAAAAUAGGCUUCUAAACAAAACGUUUACACCAUGUAGACCUAUG
This is a messenger RNA of Vollenhovia emeryi, 645 nucleotides long. RefSeq lists its product as uncharacterized. The record is from RefSeq and is a predicted model, not a curated record. The transcript is spliced from 2 exons. Bases 7 to 537 code for a protein of 176 amino acids. Lineage: Eukaryota; Metazoa; Arthropoda; Insecta; Hymenoptera; Formicidae.